AUGGAGUAUGUUAAAUUGCUUGGUCCCUUACUCGGUCCCUCGUGGCCAUAUCUAAAGCCGUUUCUGUAUAAACUUGUGCCUUACGAAAUCAGAGAUGCACACCUAGCUAAAGAUAUUAAUAAGUUGCAGAAGGUGAAAAGCAUGGUGCAAGAUAAAGUUAGAGAUGAAGAAAAUCGAAUUGAGAUACCUAUUAUUGGUGAUAUCAUAAAAUGGUUGGAUGAGGUAGAUGAGGUCAUUUCUGACUAUGAAGAUUUCUUGGAUGAUGAAGACCGUCCUUAUGCCUUGUACUCCGAUGGCUACCUUCCUAAACCCUCUAUAAGGUAUCGUCUAAGCAAAAUAGUGAAUGAUAUUGCAAAUAGGGUCCGUGUACUGCUGCACACCUCAAAUGAUGCUGAUUUUUCUCGUUGGUUGGGAUUACCAUCCUAUGAUGUUGAUUUUGAUAACAUUGACUCGAGUGUUGGAAUGAUUGGAGUUUAUGGCGGAAGUGGUGUGGGAAAGACUAGUUUGAUGAAAGAAAUUGUUAAGAAAGUAAAAGGCAACAUGUUUGAUGUGGUGAUCAUGGUGAACAUAACAAGUCGUGUUGACAUAAAAAGAAUUCAAGAACAAAUUGCUAAGAAGUUGGGGAUGAAAUUGGAAGGGGAAUCUGAAAGCAAAAGAGCAGCUCACUUACAAGAGAGAUUGAAUGAUCCGCGGGAGAAAACCCUUAUAGUCGUAGAUAAUGUGGAGGUUAAACUGGAUUUCAACAUGUUGGGAAUUCCAACCGAGAACAAUGAUGAUAGCAAGGUGAAUCACAGAAUGAAAGAUAUUUCAGCUCGCCGCAAUUAUGCAUUGAAAAUUGAAGAAUUUGAUGAUUCCAUUUUGAGGAAGGUGGAAGAUCCUCUUGCUAAAUACAAAGGAUGCAAAAUUUUGAUGAUUUCCAAGAGUGAACAGCUUUUGUUGAGACAGAUGGAUGGGAAAGCAAUUCAAACAUUUUGUGUAAAAGCAUUGACCGAAAAGGAAGCAGAGAAGAUGUUUAAGGCCAUGUCUGGGAUAGAUAAUGAAAAUUCUCUGUUUAAAGCAUUAGCUGCUCAAAUUUCAAAGAAAUGUAAAGGGGUGCCCAUGAGAAUUGUAGCAACUGCAAAGGCAUUAAAAAACAAAAGCCUUCUGGUAUGGGAGGAUGCAUAUCGAAACCUUGAAAGGCAAAACUUAACAUCAGUGCAAGAAUUUUCAACAAAGCUGAGUUAUAAUCUUCUAGAAAACGACGAGCUCAAACACACUUUGUUAGUUUGUGCUCGGAUGAGCCAUGAUGCAUCACUUACCGACUUGGUGAGAAACUGCAUUGGUUUAGGUUUACUUCAAGGAAUUUACACUGUUAGGGAAGCCAAAGAUAGAGUACAUGCGUUGGUUGCAGAGUUGAAGGAGUUAAGUUUGUUGUCUGAUAGUUUAUCGAGUGAUCGUUUCACCAUGCAAGAUAUUAUCCGCGAUGCAGUUUUGUCAAUAGAAUCACAACAUAUGCAUGCUUUUGCACUAACAAAGGGAAAACUAGAAGAAUGGCCCGACAAGGACAAGCUUGAAAGGUACACUGCGAUUUCCUUACAGAAUUGCGAUGUCACUGACAUGAUGAAGAAGUUUCCUGAAAGCAUAGACUGUUUUAGACUUAGAGUCUUCCAUCUUGACAACAAGGAUCCACAUCUAGAAAUACCCGACAACUUUUUUAUAGGAAUGAAAGAACUCCGGGUGUUGAUAUUGAUUGGCGUUCAUCUAUCAUAUUUACCUUCAUCAAUUGAGUACUUGAAAAAACUCAGAAUGCUUUGUUUGGAACAGUGCAAGUUAGGUGAGAAUUUAUCUAUCAUUGGACACUUGGAGACACUAAGAGUUCUUAGUUUCUCAGGAUCUGAAAUUGAUAAAUUGCCAGCUGAAUUGAGCCAGUUAGCUAAGCUACAAAUUUUUGACAUAAGUAAUUGUUUUAAACUUCGACAGAUUCCUGUUGAUGUGUUGUCAAAGUUGGAUGAUUUGGAAGAGUUGUAUGUGGGAAAUAGCCCUAUUCAAUGGAUAGAUGGGAGACAGGGGAAUUCUAUUCUUUCUGAGCUGAGGAAAUUGGACCAUUUAACAACACUAGACAUACAGAUCCCAGAAAUUACCCAUAUGCCUAAGCACUUGUUCUUUGACAAGUUGCAUAGUUACAAUAUUGUCAUCAGAGAUUCUGAUGAUUCUUCCGUAUGGGAUAUUAAGAUGCUAGAGAUGUGUGAAACAUCAAGAUUUUUGGCACUUCAACUAGAAAACGGGUUUGACAUUCACCACCGAAAGGACAUCAAAAUACUUUUCGAAAGAGUUGAAAAUUUGUUGUUGGGACAGCUAAAUGAUGUUGAAGAUNUUUUCUAUGAAUUGAAUUAUGAAGGAUUUCCAUAUCUAAAGNAUUUGUCCAUUGUGAGUAACUCCAAANUUAAGNCCNUCAUCAAUUCAGAGAACCAAAAACAUCUUGAGAAAGUAUUUCCCAGAUUAGAGUCGUUGUUUCUUCAUGAAGUCAACAACAUGGAGCAUAUAUGCAACAGUCAACUUACCAGUGAUUCGUUUUGCAAAUUGAAAAUCAUCAAGCUUAAUAUGUGUGGUCAAUUAAAGUGUGUCUUCUUCUCUUCUACAAUUAAACAUCUUUCUGCACUUGAAGUAAUUGAAGUUUCUGAGUGUAACACUCUGAAGGAGAUUGUUACCUCAGAAGCGGAAAACAGGGAACAAAUUAUCUUUCCUGAAUUGCGUUCUUUGACAUUACAAUCUUUGUAUGAAUUGAUUGGAUUCUACACCUAUGGUGUGUCAAUGGGAGAGCAAGUGUCAAAUGAACUCUUUGAUAAGAAGGUUACUAAUUGCAUGUCAAUGGAAGAGAUAUUUGACCUAAAAGAUUGCCAAAAACAAGAUGUUGAAGAUAUGAUCAGAUUGCAAAAUGUUCAUGCAGAAGUAUUGCCAAAAUUGCAGCAUGUAUGGAAUAAGGACCCCAAAGGCAUUCUUAAUUUAAAAAAUCUGAAAAAAAUAAGGAUUCAAGAAUGUCUGAACUUGAAAUAUAUAUUUCCAGUCUCAACAGCCAUGAGCCUCGAAGAACUUGAAUACCUUGAGGUCUGGAAUUGUGGUGAAUUGAAGGAAAUUGUUUCCAGGGGAGAAACAAACAACGUAAGUAGCAUUUCAUUUGAAUUUCCAAAAUUAACCACUGUCAGAUUUUCGAAACUACCAAGUCUUGAGGGAUUUUAUGGGGGAGCACAUGAAUUGCACUGUUCAGCAUUGAUUAACUUGUGCGUGGAACGUUGUCAUAAGCUCAAACUUUUCAGUAAAGAAAACACAAAUUCAGAAAUAAAGCCAGUCUUCUUACCUGAAAAGUUAAUACCUUCUAUAAGCCAUGGUGAAGAUAUGACAGGGGUUGUUCCAAAGCUAAAAAGCUUAAAGGCUCUUGAUCCAACCAAUGUAGUAGCCUCCAAUCCUUACAAGCCACUCGAGAACUCUCGAUUGAAGAUUUUGAAGCUGGCAAAUUGUGAACUUGGAUCGCAUGCCAUUCCAACUGAUGUUUUUCCCAGUUUGAAGAACUUGGAAGAAUUGGAAGUUAGCAACACAAAUGUAGAGGCAAUAUUUGAUAUAAUGAAUGAUGAGAUGAAGGGAUAUAUUUUGUCAUUGAAGAAGAUGACUUUAGAUAAACUGUCAAAAUUGACACAAGUAUGGAAGGAUAAGAAUCCUCAAGCAAGUUUUAAAUUUCAAAAUUUGCGAGAAGUGAUUGUUAAUAAUUGUAAAAUUCUUGAAACACUCUUUCCUAUAGAGCUGGCUAAAAGAGUUAAGAAGCUUGAAAAACUUAAAAUAGGUUACUGUAAAAAGUUUUCAAGAAUUGUUGAACAGGAGAAUGCAAUCACAGAAGCAACAACGGAAUUUUCAUUCCCUCGUUUAACCUCACUGAAUUUGUGUAUGUUACCACAACUCAGUUGCUUUUAUCCUAAAAGGUUUACAAUGGAGUGCCCCCAUUUGAAGCAUUUAGAGGUGUUAUUUUGUGGUGACUUUGAGACAUUUCAAAUUCAUCAAGAGGCACAAAGUUCUACUUCAGUUAAUAGACAACCUCUUUUCUAUGAAGAAAAGGCUAAUUUCAUUUUGGAGUCCGUGAAGCUGGAUUGGAAAAACACUAUGAUACUACUUAAUGGAAAAUUUCCAUUUGAAAUGUUUCAUCAAUUAGUCCAAUUUGAAAUACAUUUUGCUGAUGCUAAUGAGGUACAGGGUUUCCCUGAGCAGUUACUUGAGAAGAUUCCUAAUGGAGAAUAUUUACAAAUAAGCAAGUAUUCUGGUUUUGAGAAGUUAUCUACAUCUCAUCCUGAACAAGAGAAAAUAGUGGCAAAAGAGCAAGGUGAAACAACUUCAGGAGAGUUCAAAUUGCAGCAGCUAUGCAGUGUAUCUUUGUCUGAUUUAUCAAGCUUGGAAUGUUUUUAUUCUGGAAAUCGCACUUUGCAGUUACCCUCUUUGAUAGAAGUGCGCAUGAUUGAGUGCCCGAAGAUGGAAAUUUUCUCUCAAGGAUCAGUGGGUCCGAAUUUGUGUAGGGAAAUUAGAACUUCCUAUACCUCAAAUAAUGGAUUGGUCAUCGUGCAUGAUGAUCUUAACUCCACUCUCAAAAAGGUUUUUCUACAACAGAAUCAUAUAGUUUUCGGGUAUUCUCUUAUGUUGCAAGAGAUAUGGAAAUCAGAGACACUCCCAGAAGGGUAUUUCCACAAUUUAACUUCUAUGUGCGGAGAUGUAAGUAAUUCUCUAAAGGCAGUAUUUAUUCAUACUAAGAUCACUAAUAUGCAACCUCAAGGAAGUCUUGCUCAUCUGGACGAACUUCAUGUGGAAAACUGUGUAGAGUUGGGGACAAUUGUUGCAAAGGUUGAAGCAGAAAUUGAUGAAGCUAAUAAACAGAUAGCUAUAUUCUCCACCAUAACCUUGUUGAGGCUAUCGAAUUUGCCAAACCUAAGGUUACUCCCUGCUUUAAUUACUCUUCCUCUGAAGGAAUUGGUUUUAUUGUACUUGCCAGAUCUGGAGAAUGUUUGGAACAAAGAUCCUCCUCAUAGAAUUUUAUGCAUGCAACAUCUAAAAAAAGUAAAAGUUAAGGAAUGUGAAAGCCUUAGAAGCGUGUUUCCAGCAUCUGUAGCCAAAGAUCUUAAACUUGAAGAUCUAGUAAUAGAAGAGUGUGAGAGAUUGGUGGCAAUUGUUGCAGAGGAUAAUACAGAUCCAAAUCAAUAG
Vigna radiata var. radiata (mung bean) is the source of this 5214-nucleotide messenger RNA. RefSeq lists its product as uncharacterized. The transcript has 10 exons. The record is from RefSeq and is a predicted model, not a curated record. Gene Ontology annotation, molecular function: ADP binding. The coding region runs from base 1 to 5214 and encodes 1737 amino acids. NCBI's taxonomy places the organism in Eukaryota, Viridiplantae, Streptophyta, Magnoliopsida, Fabales, Fabaceae.